CAUUCAAGAUGGCGGAGCGCGGGGCGAGAGGCAGCGGCAGCAGCGGGGACAGCCUGGACAAGAGCAUCACGCUGCCCCCGGACGAGAUCUUCCGCAACCUGGAGAACGCCAAGCGCUUCGCCAUCGACAUAGGCGGCUCGUUGACCAAGCUGGCAUACUACUCCACCGUGCAGCACAAAGUGGCCCGCGUGCGCUCCUUCGACCACUCGAGUGUGGACACAGAACUGGACCACGAGCCUCCCUACGAGAUCUCGGUGCAGGAGGAGGUGACAGCACGCCUACACUUUGUGAAGUUCGAAAACAGCUACAUUGAGGCCUGCCUGGACUUUAUCCGAGACCACCUGGUCAGCACUGAGACCAAAGUCAUCCAGGCCACUGGAGGCGGGGCCUACAAGUUCAAGAGCCUCAUUGAGGAGAAGUUGCGACUGAAGGUGGACAAGCAGGAUGUGAUGACGUGUCUCAUCAAGGGCUGCAACUUUGUGCUGCGGAACAUCCCGCAGGAGGCCUUUGUGUGCCAGAAGGACGCUGAGCCUGAGUUCCGCUUCCAGACUGCCCACCCGCACAUCUUCCCCUACCUGCUGGUCAGCAUCGGCUCUGGGGUCUCCAUUGUGAAGGUGGAGGCCGAGGACAGGUUCGAGUGGGUUGGCGGCAGCUCCAUUGGUGGCGGCACUUUCUGGGGUCUCGGAGCUCUGCUGACUCAGACAAAGAAGUUCGAUGAGCUCCUGCAGCUGGCAUCCCGGGGGCAGCACGCCAACGUGGACAUGCUGGUGCAGGACAUCUAUGGCGGCGCUCACCAGACCCUGGGACUCAGCGGCAACCUGAUUGCCAGCAGCUUCGGCAAGUCGGCCACGUCCGACACAGAGUUCUCCAAGGAGGACAUGGCCAAGAGCCUGCUGCACAUGAUCAGCAAUGACAUCGGGCAGCUGGCCUGUCUGCAUGCCAAGCUGCACGGUCUGGACCGCGUGUACUUUGGCGGCUUCUUCAUCCGGGGCCACCCGGUCACCAUGCGCACCAUCACCUACAGCAUCAACUUCUUCUCCAAGGGGGAGGUCCAAGCCCUGUUUCUGCGACACGAAGGCUACCUGGGAGCUAUUGGAGCCUUCCUGAAGGGAGCUGAGCAGGACAACCCCAACCAGUACAGCUGGGGAGAAAACUACGCGGGCAGCUCAGGGCUGAUGAGUUCGUCCCCGGAGCUGUGCCCCACACAGCGCGCCCGGAGCAGCACUUUCGACAUGCUGGAGAUGGACCGGCUGGAGCGGCCGCUCGUCAACCUGCCCCUGCUUCGGGACCCCUCGUCCUACGUGCCCGAUACAGUGGACCUCACUGAUGACGUGCCUGCGCGCAAAUACUGGCUCACCUGCUUCGAGGAGGCGCUGGAGGGGGUGGUGAAGCGUGCGGUGGCCAGCCAGCCGGGCUCUGCAGAUGCAGCCGAGCGCGCUGAGAAGUUUCGCCGGAAGUACUGGGACAAGCUGCAGACGCUGCGCCACCAGCCCUUUGCCUAUGGGACCUUGACUGUGCGCAGCCUUUUGGACACGAGGGAGCACUGUCUGAAUGAGUUCAACUUUCCUGACCCCUACUCCAAGGUGAAACAGAAGGAGAACGGGGCGGCCCUCAAGUGCUUCCAGACGGUGGUCGGCGCCCUGGACGCUCUGGGCUGGGAGGAGCGGCAGCUGGCCCUGGUGCGGGGACUCUUGGCCGGAAACGUGUUUGACUGGGGAGCCAAGGCCGUGUCGGACGUCCUAGAGUCCGACCCCCAGUUUGGGUUUGAGGAGGCCAAGAGGAAGCUGCAGGAGAGGCCUUGGCUGGUGGACACGUUCGCCGAGUGGCUGCAGCGACUGAAGGGGCCCCCUCACAAAUGUGCCUUAAUUUUCGCAGAUAACAGCGGAGUAGACGUCAUUUUGGGAGUCUUCCCCUUUGUGCGGGAGCUUCUGUCUAGAGGGACGGAGGUCCUCCUGGCCUGCAACUCAGGCCCAGCGCUCAAUGACGUCACCUACAGCGAGUCGCUGAUCGUGGCCGAGCACAUCGCAGCCAUGGACCCCGUCAUUCACGCGGCACUGGACGAGGAGAGGCUCCUGCUGCUGCAGACGGGCUCCAGCUCCCCCUGCCUGGACCUCAGCCGCCUGGACAAGGGGCUGGCCGCCCUGGUGCGGGAGCGCGGCGCCGACCUGGUGGUGAUCGAGGGCAUGGGCCGCGCUGUGCACACCAACUACCACGCCGCCCUGCGCUGCGAGAGCCUCAAGCUGGCCGUGGUGAAGAAUGCCUGGCUGGCCGCACGCCUCGGGGGGCGCCUCUUCAGCGUUAUCUUCAAGUAUGAGGUCCCAGCGCCCUGAGCGCAACUGCCAAUAGAUUCACAGACUCAGCC
Molecule: messenger RNA, 2362 nt
Organism: Suncus etruscus (white-toothed pygmy shrew)
Lineage: Eukaryota; Metazoa; Chordata; Mammalia; Eulipotyphla; Soricidae
Gene: PANK4
Product: pantothenate kinase 4 (inactive)
Exons: 19
Coding region: 9-2330 (773 amino acids)
Biological process (GO): coenzyme A biosynthetic process
Cellular component (GO): cytosol; nucleus
Molecular function (GO): ATP binding; pantothenate kinase activity
Source: RefSeq, a predicted model, not a curated record